Hydatigera taeniaeformis is the source of this 609-nucleotide messenger RNA. NCBI's taxonomy places the organism in Eukaryota, Metazoa, Platyhelminthes, Cestoda, Cyclophyllidea, Taeniidae. The record is from the annotation of a GenBank genome assembly.
CUCCUUUUAAGUCUUCUUGGUGAACGCGGUCUUCCGGCUCUCUUGAAGGAAUUCGAAAAUGUCCGGUUCCGAGGUCGUGGACAUGAGUUUGAAGACCUGAAUAAGUUGAUGUUCAUCUAUGAGUCAUGGGCGAAUCGAAUGUUGCCAAAAUUCUCUUUCGUGGAUGUGAUAGAACGACUAGAGGCUGUAGGCUCCAAACGAGAAGUUCAAUCAGCUCUGAGCGGUAUGCGGGUCGGGACGUGGCCACCAACAAUCAUCUCUGAAUUUGUCCAUGAUACCAGUGACAGUAAUUCGGAGAACGAGGUACCACUGUCUUCAGCCAAUCUACCGCUAAGUGAGACCAUGCGGGAGUUACUGCAGCUCCCCGAUGACGGUUCAGAGUCUCCGAAAUCACCUUCCCCUCUGCCAACUCAUUCUCCCGUGCUCCCCACCUCAACGGAAGAGAGGGAGGAUGUUGCAGCACGGAUCGAAAGAAACCGUCAAGCAGCUUUGAAACGCCUAGAGGCCAAACGACGUGCAUCCAUACCUCAGACCUCCACGUCCUACAAAGGCCGUCCCUCGGUUCUGCGAAAAGCUCUGCAAUCCGUGAAUCCUCCUAACAACAAGUAA